Molecule: messenger RNA, 1684 nt
Organism: Lucilia cuprina (Australian sheep blowfly)
Lineage: Eukaryota; Metazoa; Arthropoda; Insecta; Diptera; Calliphoridae
Product: ketimine reductase mu-crystallin
Exons: 4
Coding region: 582-1607 (341 amino acids)
Cellular component (GO): cytoplasm
Molecular function (GO): hormone binding
Source: RefSeq, a predicted model, not a curated record
UUUGAAUGACGGUUAAGCUUUAGGUUAUGUUUUUAAAUUAAAUUUUGAAAAAGAUUUUUAUAAAAUUUAUUUCGUUCCUGUGAUACUUUUGAACUAUUUCUGAUGGUGUUCCGAUAGGUGGCAUUAAAAUUUAGAUCCUGUGCAAGUGAAUGUGCAUACUUUUAGGAGCCACCGUUUAUUUGUCACUUUAAUAUUUUGCUGAGGUUCAUCAAAUUUUCCAAAUGCCUUUUUUUAUAUAAACUAAGCAUGCUUCCUAGAGGUGGGAUAUCUUUAAAUUAGCAAAUUCUACAACCUAGUGCUUCUGUUAUUACCGAUAUUUAUAUGCACAUCAGUCUCUCUCCUCUACAGAAGAUUGCAAAAGAACGAUUACGAUAACUUUUUCAUUUUGAUAAGAAAAUUUCCAAACAUUUCAUGAGAACCUAUGAGUGCACAACAACAAUUGUGGUCAAAUUUUAAUCAAUAUUUUGAUAAAAACAAAAAAUCAUAUGUAUUUAAAGCAAUUUUUAAUACAAAAUAUAUUUAGUUUUAAAACUAAUCUCUUUACACACUAACCUUUCUUCAUAAUAAAAAAAAAACUAAUAAUGUCUGCUGAUCUACAACCAAAAUACAUUUCUGCCAAAGAAGUAGAAAAACUGCUUACCUGGCCGCUGGUAAAUGCAGCUGUAGAAGAGGCCCUUAAAGCUACCGGACAAACAGAUAUAGAUCCAGCUAAUCUUCAACAUUCCUAUGCUAUACAACCGGCUCGCUCUAUUACACCUUGUGGUGAUCGCACUAAACUAUUAAUGUGUAUGCCUGGAUUUGUAGGCAACUACCAACUAGGUGACCCCGCCGGCAAUAAGAAAAACACCUUAGCCUGUAAAUUGGUUACAUCAUUUGCCUCCAAUCAUCUGCGUAAACCACCAGUACCUAAUAUUUUGGCCAACAUUUUACUUUUCAAUACUGAAACCGGACUACUGCAAUGCAUAAUGGAUGGCACUCAAAUUACCGCUUGGCGUACGGCAGCCGCUUCUUUAGUGGCUACCAAAUAUCUAUAUUUCAAACGUUUUCCUGAAGGUGUUAAUAAAGCCAUUAAAUUGGCCAUUAUAGGCUGUGGUGUACAGGGACAAUCUCAUGCUCUGGGAAUGUGUAAGACAUUUAAUGUUAUUGAUGUUUAUCUUUACAAUCGUACAAAAGCAAAGGCCGAUCGAUUAGCCGAUGAAUUAAGGACAGAAUGUUCCACCCGGGUGCAUGUUUGCGAUUCAGCCGAAACGGCUGUUCGGGAAGCCGAUGUGGUAUGUGUGGGUACUUACUCGCCAACAGCUUUAAUCAACUAUGAAAUGCUUAAGGGCAGUGAUGUUCAUAUAAAUACUGUCGGAGCUGGCCAAGUUCAUUUUGGUGAAGUAGCUCAAGAUAUCUAUGACCAGAGUGUGGUAUAUGUUGAUUCUAUGGUUAGUGCUAAAGUGGAGUUGAAAGAUUUAAAGGCUCGCAUUAUAGGCGAAGUUGGUGAGGUUAUACGCAAUGGCAAGAGAACGGAAAAUGAACGUAUAACUAUCUAUCAGUCGAUGGGCAUUGCUGCUGAAGAUGCCACUGUAGCUCAAGCUAUUUAUGAUGCUACAAUUAAAGGAUAACAGUUGUCAAUGAAAUUAAUUCUAUUUUAUUUUUCUAAUAAAAACACUAAAAUUGUUUGUCACAAAUUGUUCAGAAA